CUUCGAUGUGGUGCAGUGCAUUGUUGAUACAAUACGAUAACGUUCUCGUCGUGAAGCUUGUAGGCCAAAACAUUGUUAUCCAAGAGCGAAGAAUAAUCAAUCUAUGUACAACACAUCCUAAGGCUACAGAAAAUGGUAUCAUACUAAAUUUACAUCGCAGCAUUGUAAAACCGACUGCGCUUAAGGUAUUCCAAUGCAAAUAAAAUUACAGGCAGAAGUUCCUGGUGCAUCACAGAGGCAGCAUCUUCUAACGUCUUUAGAUUUAUUCAAUAAUAUAAUCAGGAGUAUAGGUUUGAAACUUAAAUAAUUUUACGAUCUUCCACAGACUACUAACGAUAUGUAUUAUAACGAUAAUAGUUAGAAACUCUGAUUAAACAUAGGUAGUAUGUAUAUGACAAAUGUCCGGAGUAGAAUAACGAAAUAAUAAUGUCCAGUCUCUUUAAUUUUAAUUCCUCGACGCAGAUUUUUUCUGUUGGAAGUACUGUGAAACUCUAUCAUAGCAAAACAGACACCAAUGCCAACAGGCAACUGUCUGCGUUUUUCGAAGGAAAAUUGUUCAACUAUCAGUACGACAGGGAAUCAAAAAUAUGGUUGAAUUAUGGGAACUCCACCUUGGUCGCAGAUGAUCAAUCCAGGAGCCAAAUUUUAUUCACUCCUGAUCCGUUGGGGAGCCCUCUGAUGCUGAAAACCACCCAAGGCAUCAAUUUCUAUCGACGUUCGGGGGACAGUUUCGAUCUGUUGACGAAAAGUGAUGAUUUUUUCCAAAAUGAAUUUCAUGACUUGUACGGCUGGGACGAGCCUGGAAGCAUUCUGAAGGUUGGGCGCUUUUAUCGCGAUAGGAGCUAUGUUGGUAUCUUGACUAAUCGUCUCAGGUACGGAGUGAAAUUUUAUGCCGUCAUCGAGAGUGAACUCCUGGCGGGACGAUAUCCAAUAUGGGCGUUAGUAACGGAUUUGAGUUUGAUUGGGGAUUGCUCAAAAGCAGACAUUUUCCUAUCCGAUUUGUGGGGGAAAGGUCAAGAAAGCAUCAUUGUGCGGAGACGGGAAGGAUUGGACAUUUAUGAGUUCAAUGAAAACAACGGGCUUGAACGCUUACUAGAAGUUCCCGAUGCGGCCAAGUUCGACGACUCUGAGCAAAAGUUAUUUUUCCCUUAUCUAACAGGCCAAGAAUUCAGAGAUAUCGUAGCGCUUAAUUCUAGUGGAUUAUUUCUUUUCAAAUAUGCCCACGAGGAGAACAACUACCAGUUUACGCAUUAUAAUUCAUUGUUUUCCAAAGUAAACGGGUGGAGUACCAAUCACGUGGAAUCAAUUCACUUUGCAGAUUUGGACCUUAAUGGCAGACAGGAUAUGGUUUUCACUGGACCAGCUGGGAUCGACAUCGUUUCGUUUGACAAUAGAACAAACGAGUGUAGAUCUUUGCUGAAUAAUGUCCCGUUCACCGGCCCGUGGUACCAUAGCGAAAUCAAAGCGGUACUUCCUGAGGACCAAUCGCAGAUGUACAAUCCAAUGGUGUUUAUGCAAUACAGAAAUGAACUCCGCUGGGCAAAUUUAUUGGAAGGUGACUAUUUCAUUCAAGAAGAAUUUGAAGAACAGAAUGAAACCUCUUCUCGCAUAGAAACACCUGUUAUACCAUCAUUAGUUCAGUUACCACCCAGGGAAGAGAAACCGUUGCAAUUGCUAAGGGACAAGCUGGACUGGUCCUGGAUUACCGAUUCAGUGGAUAGGGAUACGGGAAAACCGAGAUUUCAGCUGCCUCUAAUAGAUCUAUCCGAAGAAGUGAGCCUCUUGAAACUAGCGCUUCGGUACGACGGAAACAGCAAAGCGUCGGAUAUCCUGGGUGUUGGUUGGUCUUUGCCACCUAACUUCAUAGCUUUGGAUCACCAAAACAGUGUUUUUCCCGAGGACGAGAAGCACUACGUUGUGAUCCAGGGUGUACCGCAGCAGUUGGUAUCAGAUUCAGGUCAUUCCAUCGAGGGUCUUUAUUGGUUUAACGGGAUGAAAAAUGAAUCGGACAUCCAUAUUCGUCAUUCGACGGAUCAUGAAAGAUGGGAAAUUAAAAGCAAAGGAAUUAAGCAAGUUUUUGGACGAACGGAAAAAUCCGGAACUGGUGCCAUAAACUUGGAUUUGAUUUGGGAGAAUUGGCGAGGUAAGGGAAAUAGUUCGACGGGGUUAAGAAACCUUGUUACUGGCUGGUACUUAGCAGAAGUUAGUGACGAUGAUGGUAAUUCAAUUUAUUAUAGAUAUGAUUCAGUUGACGAUACCGUUCCCACGGGCAACAAAUACACUCAGGAAGUAUACUUGAAAGCCAUCUCUGAUAAUAAUGGGAAUGAACUCAUUUUAAAUUAUUCCAACAAAGAUCGAAGCGAAUAUAAAGUACUUCCUGCUGUAGAUAAUGAUGGAUUUUUCAAUAUUAACCGAUUACAGACACGAUAUCUGAGUGGUUGUACGAUAAUGACCCAACGUUAUCAACAAGAUAUCGACUUUGUUUACAAAGUGUCAAAUGGUAAACGCUUUCUCACGAAGAUUAUUCAAGAAGGUGACAUCACUGGUGAACCAAUUGUAGAGUUCAUCUACAAGAAGAUGUCUAGUUCGGACUUGCUAACGAAUGUAAUAUUGCCUACGGGUGCCAUGGUUGAGUUCGAUUACCAAUUCCUUGGAUCAACAUCUGCCAUCACCGAAGAAUUAGGAGCAAGGUUCGACCUACCGACAAACUAUAGAGUUGACUAUGGAGAGGAAGAUAUUUUGAUUAGCUUUCGGAAUGAGCAAGGACAGGUUGUGCUUCGAUUGUUCAACCAAGACAUGACUCAAGAAUUAGGAUCUUCGGUAUCCAGUUCUGCUUUAACAAGAUUUCCCUUAUUAGGGAGAGGGUUAGCAAAAUCGCAUGAAAUAGGUCGCGCUGAAGAAUUCUUUGCGGUUGUUUUGCAUUAUAGUACUGAUAGAGAGCUAUGCCUGCUUCGUAAAGAACUUGGUGAGUGGAAAUCGGCCGCAAAAUGCUAUGACUUCAGUGAGAAUGCGGUCAUCAGAUUCGGAAAAGAUUUCGUAGUGGUGGCUGAUGUUGACUCUGCUGCGCAGUUGAUUGAAUGGCACGCUGCAACUGAGACGUGGAUCGUGCGAACAUUUUGUGGACAGACUUCAAUACAUGGAAUACCUGUGCUUAUUGCAGCAUUUGAUAGAAUGUUUGUUGUUUAUGACAACAGACGUUUGUGUAUGGGAUAUAGAAAAGAGAAAAAUGAGUGGAGCUCCAAAGUUAUUGCAGACGUUCCCGGAGUUAUACAGAACAUUAAAGAAACGUUGAAUAAAUUCGACUUGGAAAGAGAGACACACAAUCAACUAUUGAAUUACUUCACCAGCAAUGCGCUUUACCUUGAGAGGAACCUUAUUCUGUUGAAUGGAUGGAAACUAGAAGGAACGCAGCUUUAUUCCAUGAUGAACUUGUUUGCAAUGGGUAGCAGCUAUGACGUCGCUCAUCGACAACAGUUCAAGGUAGUCCAAGAUGACCUGAGCCAAUUUUCCCAAGAAAUGGAUGGCCAUGACGGCAAUUUUUUUACCAUCGCGUAUAAACAAGUUGAAGGCAUAUUUAAGCUUAUGGUUAAAGGUUUUCGGGGUCCAAUGCUGGAUGAAAUAUAUCAACAUUACAACAAAACGCUGGAGCAGUUCUUCGAAGACACAUGUAGAAAUAAGAAUGGCUGCGGUAAACGUUACGAAUAUGUGAGGGAAGAUAUAAAGAAAGAAGUGGACAAAACGAUACAAGAAAUUCACGAAAAAGUAAUCGAAUCUUUGGGUAAAGAUUUCCUUCUGAAUCCCGGCAAUUACACUGGGAUUCUAAGUUCGCAAACGGCAACUUGCGGAAACAGAAAGUUCACUUACAUCGGAGAUACGUGGAAAGAAGGGACAUUUAUAAGGAACGAAUUGAACUCGGUUCAUUUAUCGAUUCCACUAGGUGACAAGUUGAUUCUUAGUAAGCAAGGAACGAAAUCACCACUGGAGUUAUAUAAACAGGGCAUCGAUGGACAUAAGGAAGGUAAUGCUUUGCUGAACCUCGAUAUUAGAGAAUUGAAUCAAACUUCGUCUCGUAAUAUGUAUCCCAUUUACUUGGCGUACCAAGAAAAAGACAAACAAAUGAGCGUUGUUGAAUUUACAGUCGACGGCAGUUUAGGAAACGUCUAUAAGCUACCUCUGGAGGAGAAAUUGAGCCCUUGGGGUAGUUAUCAAACGCUCGUUACGACCAUCGAGCAUUCCGAUACCAACACGAGCUGUACUGGCGUUUUCCGCCAACAGCUUGGUAUCAGACGACUGCUGCCCAAUCCCGUUGUUACCAAGAUUGAGAUCAAGUUCGGUAACGGAAAUAAACGGGUUUCAGGUUUUGACUACCAUUCUCCAAAAGCCUCUGGAGAUUCAGUUUAUUAUGAGAGCAUUACAACGAUUCCUGGCAAUGAUAAGUCGUCCUUCGGUUGGGUUGAAGAAAUUAGGGGAGCUGCUGUGGGAAAUAAGGUGUUCAACUCGCAAGGAAUUCUAAUAGCAACCAGAAAGCAAGAGGAAGAAGAGCCGAACGACUACGACGAAGCAAAUGAAGGCGAAAAGUUAUAUGCGAAUACUACCUUAUAUGAUACAACCGGAAGAUUGGAGGUAGCUCAAUUUUUCCCUGAUGAAUUGUCGGAUGACGAGGUUGGCUUCUAUGGUUUUGAGGAUUACGAAAUCAAUAGAAUCGAGGUACAAAAUUCUACCAGUGAGAAGAGAUGGAAGUUCAACGAAACGUGUGUGGUGAAACAGGGAUUUUCGUUUACCGGGGAGAACUUUUUGAGGUUGUCCAAAGGUAUUUUGGUUGGAACGUUUCAACCUAAAAAUCAGUAUCAGGAAUAUGUUGCGUCAAGUUGGCUUCGAUCCCCUAGGAAUUCUCUAGAGAUUGAUGCUGUAGUACCCUACUUAAAGGCAAUUAUUCAAGCUGAAAAUGGGGAUGAAGCGUCGGUAUUAUUAAGUGAGAUUAAAUACCAGACUAGAGAUUGGUUUUAUUUGGAGGUAAUAAUUAAUCUACCUUAUGUGAAGCAGAUAUAUGCAGAUACACAGCAGAAUUCAACUGCAUUGUCAACCAAUGACGGGGACAUGAAAAUAAUUGUUGUUUUAGGACCGACUAAUAAUACUACAGUAGAGAUCGACCAUGUUCGCUUUUCUCCACUAAGAAGCGAUUUUCAAGCAAACGUGUACGAUUCGAAGGUAGUAAAAAUCAAAGAAGUGAUAAGGGCUAACGGUUCAGUCCGCAGACAUAUUUACAACAGUCAUCAAGAAUUGAUGGCCAGCUUCAACGAGUAUGGACAACUCGUCGAGUUGAACACACAUACUAAGGCCUCCAGCAUAGACAGAGUAGUGAAACUUAGAAGCAAAGUGAAAGUUCAACCAGAAUCGGGAUUCCACGAAGAUUUUUCUCCGUAUUCGUUCCAAAAACGCUGGACCAUAGACGAACCUAAUGCCUGGCAGAUAUCUCCUGGACAGCUGCACCAUUCCACUGGCAACUCUCAUGCUUUGCGCCUUGAUCCAUACGAAAUGAGCUCAGCUUCGUUUGGCAUAAGCCUCUGCUUUUCCUUACAAUCUGCGAACGCGGCAAUAAAACUCAACGACGAGUUAAAGCUUGAGCGCAAUGGUGGAAGAGUUGAGCUCUCAUUUUUGGACAAGAAGCUUGUUGUUCCUCUUAGUGCAGAAAUGUUGAUUCUCUCUGAACACGGUCGAUUGUUCAUUUGGAUAGACGGAGGCUUAUAUUUCGACACCUUUUCGUAUACCUCUUUGUUCGAGUGGAACGUGGUUGGAGAAGUGCAAAUAGGUAACGUAUUGGUGUUUAGUGAACCUCGUGUUCUAGUGACGUAUCUCAACGAACUGGGUGAGAAAUUGCAAGAAGCGAUGUUGGAAGACCAAAACUCCGUGGUAGUGAAGCAGUACCUUUAUGACAAACUCGGAAGACAAUCCAUCACGACGCAAUCAAUACGUAUAGAUAGAAGCAAUAACCAAUCAAUGUUAGCUUUCUACCCUAGUUUUGUUACGAAUGGUAACCCAUUCGUUGAUAACUCUGUAUGGGAUAGCGGAAUACUUCAAGGGGACAUAAUCUCGACAGUUGGAGAAUACGCUUUCAGCCAAACCAAGUACUUUGAUAACCCCCUAGACCAAAAAUCUGUAGAAGGAUUUCCCGGAAAAAACUUCUCUAUUUCAGGACCCUACGCAAAACACUUCUCCCAUGUUUCCGAAAACGUUUCAUUGAAAACUUUGUUUCCUGUUAUCCAAAACUACAGCCAUUUGGUGGAGUACAAGCCAGGAAAUGUGGAAGAUAUCCAAGUUUUUGACAGCAAGAAAAAUAGGGUCGCUUGGUACGUCCAUGUUCCAAAAAGCAAGGAUCUACUGAGCACGUACGAGUUCAACGACCAGGGUAAAGUAGUAAAAAGUCUACCCCCGUUGUACCACGAAAAAGUUCAAACCUUGUUAAAAUUCAACUCACAUCAUAACACUACAUCCGAAGAAGAAGCGGCUCUACAAAAAAUCUUAGGCACACAUAUUACUUACGACAUCAACGGUUCUGAAAUAGCAAAGACGACACCGGAUUCCGCCAAGAUAGAAAACCUUUAUGAUGAAACAGGCUUUCUACGGUACACUGUUUAUCAUUCUAAUAACGUAACCCAAGACAUUGAAAACAUAAUCUACUUCGAUUAUGACGGUCUCGGUAGACUGAAUGACACAGGAAGGUUAACAACAUUGGCCCCCAAAGAGCAACUUCUGACGCUAAGACUUUCAAGUAACAACACAGAAAAAUUUCAACAAUUCUACCAGAGUGAUUUUGAGCGGGUACCGAUAUGGCGUGGUCAGAUGAGAAGAACUAUCACCUAUAAUGAAGGCGAACCGCUGAUUGAAGAGUCAGCUUUAAAUGCGGACCAGGAAACCUUAAGCAAACGAAUCCUUAUUCCAAUCGAUGACUACAAACCACUGUCGAUUGAAAUCAACAAGCGUUAUACAGGGGGUCAACUAAGGGAAAUCGAAUACCCCGCAGAUAUUAAAGGCAUCAACUUACGCCUUGCCUAUAGCUACAAUAAGCUCGGUAAGGUUACGGGUAUUGGCCUCUCGGAGUCGAAAACAAACUUCAUCAGUUAUACCUACAACUCUGCCGGACAUAUUGCCAGUGAACGACACUCGCCGAAUCUGGCAGUUAAUUUUACACGACACUAUAGCUAUGAAGGACCUGGUUUCCUAACCAAGUUGGAGGAUAAAUAUUUGACGGAAAGAGUUCAUUACACUUCCGGGGGUUACGGCGGACAUGGCUACGGUGACGGAACUAUCACACAAACAGAUUUCAAAGCAACGUGGCACGCAAACUGUGACGACAGAGAACUCGGCCUGAACGAACUGUCUUUCGUAAAUAAACAUAUCUCCGCGGAUGAGUCCGCACUUUGCUUCCAUGAGCUCAAGAAAGCAGGCUACUUGAAUGAAAACAAUCACCAAACUAAGGCUUUCUAUCCGAACUUGGAGCCGAAAUUCCCAAUUGUCUGCAGCUAUGGAAUAACCGGGCGACACAUUCAAGCGACUUUAGGAGAGAAAGGGUUCCCUGCAGCUUACGGGCACAGCUACGACUAUGGAAAUCAUCAAGAACUAACAAAGGCAAAAUAUACAGUGGGGCUUGACAUGCUGUCACCACUGCAACCUGACACCUUGGUCAGAGAAAUCCGUGAGCUGAACAGUACGGCAUCCCGCGAUAUAUGGCAAUCUCUGACAGAUGCGGGAUAUCUGAUUGCUAGCAAUGCAAAAGAUGACGUCUCACUAUCCCAUUCCAAGCAGGGAAAAUCGUUUAUUCGCUCAGAUUUGUGGAGCGAUUUGAUAAGCGUCAAUCCCAAUUAUGGGAGCUACAAAGAACCUUUGGAGAAAAUUCUGAUAAAUGCUUUUUCGCAGAGGCAAAGCUUGCCUUCGCUGAAGUUGAGUUUACUGGAGACUUUCGCGCAGUGGAUCAAUACUGGCAAUCGUCAACAAGCUGCGAAUAAAAUUUUAGAAAUGCUGGAAACGAAACAGUAUUUCCACAAUCCUUUGGACAAUAACUUCAUUAACAUUUUGGAGAAAUACAAGUCGCUUAUUCCAGAUGUUGUGCGCGUGUUGUCGGAGCACAUUGCCAAGCAGCUUGGUGAGUCGGAAUUUGACGUAGAAUCGUAUGGUAUUGAUGCAAACGGAAACCACAAACACUUCUACACUGGAUUUGAUCGCUAUGAGCUGAGUUACCGCAACAACACUAAUCAAGUAACUGCUGUCAAGUUCAAAUCAUUUGCUUCGGCGCAACCUGAGCAGGAGUUUUCGAUGGAACACGAUAGCAGAGGCAACGUGAUACGAGCGAUGCACCGAGGUAUCAAGAGAAUCUUUUACAACCCUGUUUCGAAUCGUGCUACCAUGAUGACGCUGACUGAUGGAAAAAAUUUAACCUUCUACUAUGACGCCCAAGGCGAAAGAAUUAUGAAGCGAGUAAGCGAUUCUCUUGGAAACACCUUGAAAGAAGUCCAUUACAUACGUGAUGAGUUCGGUCGAACCUUGGUAGAGCGCCAAAUCUCGUACUUUUCGACAGAUCUUUUGCAAGAUGUUCUUGUAACAGCGUACGUCUAUGGACCGAAGGGAUUGGUAGGAUUCUUCCGGCGAGAUGAGUUCUACAGUGUGAUCACCGACCACGAAGGCUCGACAAGGCUGGUGAUCAAGGGCGACGAAGUAGUGGCUGCCUACGAUUAUCUACCGUAUGGCCAUUUGAUGCGCGAAUAUGGCAAUAAUCCCCUGGGUCACAUUUCCUACAGGUAUACGGGCCAAGAGUACGAUGAAGAAACUGGUUUAUAUAACUAUCAUGCCAGAUUCUACGAUCCAUCCAUUGGCCGUUUCUAUCAAAUCGAUCCGAAAGGACAGUACUUCAGCCCGUACAAGUAUGCUGGAAACUCUCCGAUAUCGAUGAUAGAUCCGGACGGCCAGUUUGCCUGGUUUCUUAUACCGCUUAUCAUAGUAUUAGGCAUUACAGGAGCAUACCUUGGAGGGGCAGCGGCGAAUCGCAACUGGAAUCCAGCUAAAUGGAACUGGAAGAGCGGACAUACAUGGUUGGGUAUUAUAGGCGGUGGAAUUGGCGGAGCUUUGCUGCCUGUGGGAUUCGGGGCAUCUGUGAGUGUGUUCGCGGCUGCGGGUUUGUCAACCAUAACAGCCACCAUUGCCACUUCGGCCUUAGGAGUAGCGGGGGCAUACAUCAGCAUGGCCGCAUCAAACAAUGAGUGGGAUAUAACUAAAUGGGACUUUGCCUCACCGGAAACAUGGAACGCAGCAUUUCAGGGAUUUGCUAUAGGUUCUGGGGCAGUGGGCGGAUUCAAAAUGGCACACAAUUUCUAUUUGAAACUCACACCGAACGGUAAAAAACUAUUCAUAGUUGGAAGUAUGUUGUAUGGUAGCGGGACAUUCGUCAUGAAUGGUUUCGUUAGUGGCUGGGAUUUUAAGAAACCUGGAGUUUACUCCGGACUUUUUGAUGCCCUUGCUGCUGCUCCUGAUAUGAGCAUGUUUCUUGGUGGCACUGGUAAAGGCUUGAAAAUGUUCACCAAAGAUAUUUCUAAAGUCAUGAAAUUUUUGGCCAAGAAUAGAAAAUCUAUUUCACAGGCAUUGGAAAUCGUUAAAUCCAUGGAAGAAUUUUGGAGAAUGAUGCAACUGGUUGGAGCUGUUCCGGUUGUAGCCAUGUCCAUAUACGCAAUGGGUUCUGCAGUUAACGACAAUAAAAUAUGGGAUAUGACAUCUAUUGGAACAUAUCAAGCGAUGAUCAAUGGUCUUCUAACAGGAAGUCAACUUUUUUCGUUUGGCAAAGCAUCGAUCAAAAAGUUGGGUAUUAACAGAAAGAUUGAGCUCGCUAAUCGCCCAGCGAAAAUUUCAAACAAAGUUGCACGAGAUGCUAUAGAGAUCUACAACAACGUAAUGGAUGCAAAAAUAUUUGUUAAUGACAAGUCUUUUUCUAGAGCAUCAAUAGAUCGCAUUUCAGUCGGUAAUAUUCCAAAUGCUGCAAUGACCAUUGCAACCACGGAUCGUUUUAUGGUCGUUUCGUUUUCAACUAAUAAGGCCCCUGGAUUGAUACUGAUUUAUUCCCACGAUAAACUUAGUAGCCCUAUCUUGAAAGGAGUUUCCAUUCAAUACAAUAAUGAAGUCGUUGCAAACAGACCAGUCACCUUGAACGAUAACGAAAUACGCAGCAGUGAAAUAUUAGCUGCUAUAAAAGCAAAACAAGCAGAAAUAAAAACAUUGAAUAUCAACAAUUACAGCCAGGAAAAAUUGAGGGAAAUUUUCAAUCAUGACCGUGUAAUCAAUGAAAUUGAAACCCAAUUUAUGAGUAAAGGUUAUAUUGAUAAAUCUGUUCUAAUAAGCAUACUCCAGAGUACUGUAGAAUUCAAAGGGACAACGCACAAAGAACUAUUAAAAGAUAUGCAAACAUUAACGAAAGAAAGGAAUAAUGUUUUGCAUGGCGAUAAUAAUGUAGAGGAGCUUGCAAAUAUAGAUAGAAAAAUUAGUAAGAAACGAAAUAAAUUGGCCGAGUCGAAGAAAAAUGUUAACGAUAAUACGGAAUUAAUUUGGGGAUAUAUGGGACCGUUCAUUGAAAAAAUGACUUUAUGGGAGCCCACUAACUGUGCAGAGCCUCACGCUGUUACAGCACUAUCCAGAAUAGCCGAAAUAUUUCCCGAUCCAGCAUUGAGGUACACUUCCAAGGAUAUCCAAUAUCUUGCCUCCUACAAGCUCGCCCAUCUUCCUGAGCUCGUACCAUUCCAACGGUGUGACAACUGUCUCAUAACAACCAAAAACGUGAAAAAUGUUGUAACUGACGAUUACUGGCUCAAAGCGAUCAACGAUUUGAAAAUCAUUUAUGAACGUUCUGAGCUUGAGUUCAAUCCCCUUAAAAAUCAACUUUUCUUCCUUUUGCCCCGUCUGCAUAUGUCAGAGAGGAUUGCUCAAGCUAAAAACGCAUCCACCACUACAGUACUACCAGAUACGAGCAAGCAGAGCCGUAGGAAUCGUAGAGCAGUGGAAUAUUCACCGGAUGGUCCAAUCUCAAACAUGGCGAGCUCAUCAAACAGGAUGUCUUCGUGGAUAAGCAGCGUUGCUAACUGGUUCAAACGUUCCGUAAAUGGUUUAGGCUUCAAAGAUUCAUUACCUGAGGCGUCAACCAACACGAUUUCACAAGUCACCGCUUCGAUCGAUGGGAAAGGAACGUUGAUGCUGCUGGAUCUGAUAGUUCGUAAAAUUUCUGGUCAACAUUAUACUUCCACCGAAAGUUCGGCCAUACAGCCACUUGCAGCACAGGCACUCGCAGUUGAAAUCACGGAAACAUUUGAGAAGACAAUACAGCAAGCUGCUUCGCAAUGCGAAACCUUGGAGCAACAUUUGGGCAUCGAUUAUAGUGAAUUACAGAGUAAAAUAUUAGGCAAAGUUUUAAGUGGAAAUUUCGACAGCAUAUCGGACAUAUUGAGAUCUUACGCAAGGAACGGUCAACAUGGUAUUCAAACGAAAGAUCAUAAACUUGUUUUCACUGGUAUUGAUGAGUCGCUAAAUGAAAUUAUAAAUCGCACAAUGCAAACGGUUUUUCAUAACGAACAUAGCAGAGAUAAUGGUAUCCAAGACAGAAAAUGUUGGAAGCAACACACACCGUUGACCGAUAAUUUUUCUAAUGGAAAACAAUUAAUUCAGUAAUGGUGAAGGUUAAAAUAUUCGAAAACAAAGAAUUUUAAAACUGUUUUCUUUUGUUUAACAAUAUAUUUGCUUAAAAGAUUUUUUAGGAAACCGCUUUUUUCUUAUACUAUAAUAGAUAAUAUUGUAAGCAAGAUGUUGAGCAAGAUGUAAUUGUGAAGGUUAUUUUAGCUUGAAUUGAUCAUAAAAUGUGUUAAUAUGACUAAUGUAUUAUAAAUAUACUUUCGCUGAA
Armigeres subalbatus is the source of this 11926-nucleotide messenger RNA. RefSeq lists its product as uncharacterized. Lineage: Eukaryota; Metazoa; Arthropoda; Insecta; Diptera; Culicidae. Bases 427 to 11697 code for a protein of 3756 amino acids. The record is from RefSeq and is a predicted model, not a curated record. The transcript has 3 exons.